UGUCAUAACAAAACAUCUCCCCAUUUAUCACAGAAACAAUUACCCUGGAAACGAGUUUUUUACACUUGCCAAACAAACAAAAGGUUGAAUUUUCAAUUGUUAGGUCUCGCAAAGGUGUUGGUGACAAACGCAAUAAAUAAAUUUUAUAGUUCAAUAUUGAAAUUCAUACACAUAAAUAAAUAAAUAUGGCGCAGGGGGAUAUGGACGAGGACUUUCUUAACUUCGAAUCGAAGGUAAAUCAGGUAAUGAAAUUAUUGGAGGAUAUGGCCGCCGCAAAUAAAUCUGAUUCAGAAAGUGCCGCUAAAAAGCCAGAAACAAAAUCCGAAAUAAGUCAAGACAAUUUCAUUGUAAAUGUUCGUCAAGACCGCACAGUUCUCAAUCGCAAAGCAAUCUACCAAAAAGACCAAUCCGACUCCACAGGUCCACAACAAAUGGACAAGUAUACAUUUAUGCAGCAGAUGGAACAAGAUGCCGCCGAAAGAACAAAGAUUCGACAGGAACGGGAGCGUAUUGCUCAAAACUUUCGUAGCGUUGGCAAUGAUGCUUAUCGAAAGCAGAACUAUGAAAAGGCAAUACAAAUGUAUACAAAAGCCAUUGAACACGUUAAAGACAGUCCUAUACUCUACAACAACCGAGCACUAUGUUAUCUUAAGUUGAGGAAUUCUAAACGUGCAAUUAUUGAUGCCGAUUACGUAAUUAACAAAUUGGAUGAGAAGAAUUUGCGAUCUUGGUUAUAUAGAGCAGCUGCUUAUUUGCGAUUGGGUGAUGAAAAAAAUUACGAGACCAGCAUUAAAUUCGCAAAGAAAAAUAAUACUAAAGAAAUCAGCUAUAUAACUGCAUUUCAAGAAAAACUCAGAACUGAUUUUUGAACAUUUUAGGAGUUUACUUAUUCUAUUUUUCAAUAAAUUAUAUUCACAUAAAACUGUU
Zeugodacus cucurbitae (melon fly) is the source of this 927-nucleotide messenger RNA. Its product is annotated as tetratricopeptide repeat protein 12. Gene Ontology annotation, molecular function: protein binding. The coding region runs from base 186 to 869 and encodes 227 amino acids. The transcript has 4 exons. The record is from RefSeq and is a predicted model, not a curated record. Lineage: Eukaryota; Metazoa; Arthropoda; Insecta; Diptera; Tephritidae.